This is a messenger RNA of Astyanax mexicanus (Mexican tetra), 9410 nucleotides long. It is a transcript of the gene tnr, whose product is annotated as tenascin R (restrictin, janusin). NCBI's taxonomy places the organism in Eukaryota, Metazoa, Chordata, Actinopteri, Characiformes, Acestrorhamphidae. The record is from RefSeq and is a predicted model, not a curated record. Gene Ontology annotation, molecular function: protein binding. Bases 427 to 4491 code for a protein of 1354 amino acids. The transcript has 24 exons.
AGAGAGAGAGAGAGAGAAGCAAGGUGCAGCUUCCCACACUGCAGCCGCGACGGGCAGGCUGAUAGGAGCUGGGUUUAAACGCUGGUAACUGCAGGCCGUAUCACACCUUCAGCUCGGCAGAUCGAUACGGCAGCGGCGGAGGAGCAGCAGCUUCUCCUCAGGGUUCGGAGGAGAAGAAACCAGACGCCAGCAUCACACGGCCGACAGCGACAUCACUUCCUGCGCUCGUCUCACUCGGAGAAGAAAACUGCUGACUCUGUGAAGACAUCAUAAUGUGCUAAAUGCUAACUCUCCUCCUGGGAGGUUAAACUGCUGAAGAAGAGAGGGAGGACUCCUAUUGGCUCUUUUCUGAAGAUUUGAACAAAUCAGCAGUUCGGAUUGGAAUCUAAAGAUCCUCCAUCUUAAUAAAGACCCUCCACCUCAGCUAUGAUGUGCGGGUGCGGCGUGGUGGUGAUGUGGAGCUCUCUGCUGGUCCUGAUGCUGACGUUCCUCGGAGCUGAAGCCCUCCCAGCUCGUGAUGCUAAACUGGUGAGGACCACCAGGUUCAGACGGCAGACCCCCGACGACCUCCAGAGCAACCAGACGCAGCCAAUGAUCUUCAACCACAUCUACAACAUCAACGUUCCGCUGGAGUCCCUGUGCUCCGUGGAUCUGGACUCCAGCUCGGACUCCCCGCCCCCCGAUAAACUGCCCACCGAGUACACGGAGCAGACCGCCGACUCCGACAGCCAGGUGACCUUCACCCACCGCAUCAACAUCCCCAAACAGGCGUGCGGCUGCCCCGCCUCCACCUCCGCCAUGCUGCAGCAGCUGGCCAGCCGGGUGGAGAUGCUGGAGAGGGAGGUGUCGAUGCUGCGGGAGCAGUGCAGCGGCGGAUGCUGCGGAGAGAGCUCUGUUGUCGGUCGUCUGGACUUUGUCCCGCAGUGCAGUGGUCACGGGACGUUCAGUAUGGAGGUGUGCGGGUGUGUGUGUGAGGACGGCUGGACGGGGAAGAAUUGCUCGGAGGCGAGGUGUGUGGACGACUGCUCGGGGCAGGGUGUGUGUGUGGAGGGCGAGUGUGUGUGUGAUCGGGACUUCGGGGGGGAGAACUGCUCGGAGGCGAGGUGUCCGGGGGACUGCUCGGACCGCGGGCUGUGUGUGGACGGGGAGUGUGUGUGUGAGGAGGCGUACUCGGGGGAGGACUGCUCGGUCAGCCGCUGUCUGAACGACUGCUCGGAUCAGGGCGUCUGUGUGAACGGGACGUGCCGGUGCAGGACGGGGUUCCUAGGGGAUGACUGCUCGCGCCUCUUCUGCGCCAACAACUGCAGCCAGAGGGGGGCGUGCCGGGACGGGUUCUGCACCUGCCAGGAGGGGUACGCCGGAGACGACUGCGCUGCAGUGGCUCCUGCGGUGAACCUGCGGGUGCAGGGCGUGACGGAGCGCAGCGUGGACGUGGAGUGGGAGGGGUCUGUGGUCGUGACGGAUUACCUGAUCACCUACGUUCCCACGAGCCCUGGCGGAGUCCAGCUGGAGCUGAGGGUGGAGGGAAACGUGACGAACACCACCAUCAGAGAGCUGGAGCCGGGUCUGGAGUACAGCAUUAACGUCUACGCCGUGAUCAAUAACGUCAUCAGCGUCCCCGUCAGCGCCCUCGUCUCCACCUAUCUUUCGAAUCCAGACGGUUUACUCUUCAAAUCCAUCACGGAGACGUCUGUGGAGGUUCAGUGGCAACCCUUCGACUACUUGUUUGAUGGCUGGGAAAUAAGCUUCAUUCCCAAGGAUAAUGAUGGAGGAAUGACGGCUCAGCUCCCCAGCACCAUCACCUCCUUCCAUCAGACUGGAUUGAAGCCUGGAGAGGAGUACACCGUCAACCUGGUGGCUCUGAAGGAUCAGGGGAGGAGCCAGCCCGUCACCGCCACGGUCACCACACUAAUCGAUGGACCGACCCAGCUCAUAGUCCGUGACGUGUCCGACACUGUGGCGUUCGUAGAGUGGACGCCGCCCAGAGCUAAAGUGGAUCAGAUCGUCCUGCGUUACGGAUUAGCCGGAGAUGACGGACCCAAGACCACCUUCCGCUUGGAGCCGACUCUGAGCCAGUACUCCCUGCAGGUCCUGCGCCCCGGAUCCAGAUACGAGGUUUCCGUCAGCGGAGUUCGAAAGGGCAACGAGAGCGGAUCCAUAUCAACUGAGUUUACUACGGUUUUUUCGUUUUUCUCAGAAAUCGAUGCACCGAAGAACCUGCGGGUGCUGGAUAAGAGCUCCACCACGCUGGACCUGGAGUGGGAGAACAGCGAGGCGGAGGUGGAGGGAUACCGGGUGGUGUACAGCACUCUGGCUGGAGAACAGUACGAUACGGUCAUAGUGCAACGUGAUGAAGGGGCCACCACUAAAACCACUCUCACUGACCUGCAGCCAGGUACAGAAUAUGGAAUUGGAAUUUCAGCCAUUCUUGGCACCAACCAAAGCAUCCCAGCCACCAUGAACGCCAGGACGGGUCUGGACGUCCCGAUGGACCUGAUGCUCACCGACUCCACAGAUAACACCAUCUCUCUGCUGUGGGGGACGGUCCAGGGACCCAUAGAUCACUACAGGGUGACCUACACCUCCGCCAGCGGCGUGACCACCGAGGUGACGGUGCCCAAAGACCUCAACAGAACCACGCUGAGCGGCCUGGAGCCCGGCACCGAGUACACCAUCACCGUCACCGCCCAGAGAGGCAGACAGCAGAGCUCUGCCGCCACCAUCGACGCCUUCACAGGAUUUCGUCCGGUGACUCAGCUGUAUUUCUCGGACGUGACGGCGGACUCUGUGGGCGUGUCGUGGAGCUCCCCGGCUCCGCCCGCCGACGCCUUCAGACUCACCUACAGCAGCCUGGACUCCGGAGACGAGUCUGAGCUGCUUCUGCACGGCUCCAAAACCCGCGCCGUCCUCACCGGCCUGCUACCCUCCCGACAGUACAUCGUUACGCUCAUUACCGUCCACGGAGACUCCGCCUCCGACCGCAUCGCCAGCCUGGUCGUCACAGGUAUGGAUCCUCCGAGAGAGAUAACGGUGUCGUACGUCACAGAAGACUCAGUGACCAUAUCCUGGAUCCAGCCUCUCGCUCCAUUCAAUUACUACAAGAUGUCGUACCAGUCUGCUAAAGGUCGAGUGGACAGCGUGGUCAUAGACAAGGAGGCGAGUAACUACACCCUGACCAGCCUCCACCCGGCGACAGAAUACGAGAUACAGCUGAACGCGGUUCGAGGAAGCCAGGAGAGCAGAGUCAUCAGCACCAGCGUCUUCACAGCGAUGGACAUGCCGAUGGAGCUGACCGCCCUGAACGUCACCCCCCAGGGGGCGCUGCUGCGCUGGACCCCACCGCUCUCCAGUGUCGACAACUACGUCCUUACACUAACCCGUAACCAGGUAACAGCGGAUACGGUGCUGGUAGACGGGAAUAAACAGGAUUAUCAGCUGAGUCAGCUGGUUCCCAGUACUGCUUACUCAGUGGCUCUCUACGCCACCAAGGGCCCUCUCACCAGCGGCACCGUCAUCUCCAACUUCGUCACGCCCAUGGACGCUCCUCAGAACCUGACAGCCAGCGAGGUGAACCACCGCAGCGCCCUCAUCUCCUGGCAGCCGCCCAUCGCCGACAUCGACAACUACAUGCUGACCUACAAAUCAUUCGACGGCAGCCGGAAGGAGCUGAUUCUGGACGCUGAGGAUACCUGGAUCCGGCUGGAGGGUCUGGCGGAGACCACCGAGUAUACCAUCAGACUACAGGCAGCCCGAGGCCUGGAGACCAGCGCCAUUGUCUCCACCUCCUUCACCACAGGUAAUCGAUUAUUCGCCAUGCCUCAGAACUGCGCUCAGCACCUGCUGAACGGCGAGCUCCUGAGCGGCGUCUACACCAUAUACAUCAACCGAGACCCCAACCAGGGCGUGCAGGUCUACUGCGACAUGAGCACGGACGACGGCGGCUGGAUCGUGUUUCAGCGUCGCCAGAACGGCCUGACUGAUUUCUCCAGGAAGUGGAGCGACUACAGGACGGGCUUCGGGAAUCUGGAGGAUGAAUUCUGGCUGGGUCUGGACAACAUUCAGAAGAUUUCAGCUCAGGGUCGUUACGAGCUCCGCAUCGACAUGAGGGACGGCCAAGAGGCGGUUUACGCCAACUAUGACCGAUUCUCCAUCGGAGACACCAAGAACCUCUACAAGCUGAGGAUAGGAGAAUACAACGGCACCGCAGGUGAUUCUCUGAGUUAUCACCAGGGCCGACCCUUCUCCACCAAAGACCGAGAUCACGACAUCGCCGUCACCAACUGCGCCCUGUCCUACAAAGGAGCCUGGUGGUAUAAGAACUGCCACAGAGCCAACCUCAACGGCAAAUACGGAGAAUCCAGACACAGCCAGGGCAUCAACUGGUACCAUUGGAAAGGCCACGAGUUUUCCAUCCCUUUUGUGGAGAUGAAGAUGAGACCCUACAACUACCGCAGCAUCAGCGGCAAGCGGAGGAGGUCCGCCCCCCAUUAAUAAGCCCCUCCCCCUCCCCCUGUAUUACUUAGCUGUUCCUAUUUUUACAUGCGGUGAGGAGAAGAGAGGCUGUGUAAACUGUUUAAACUGUUUAAACUUUAGGAGAACGUUGAACAGAGAUGAUGAGAAGAUCCCCUUUUAUGUAGAACCUCGUUCACAGGUGCGGUACGGUGUAAAGAUUACGAUGAGCGACUGCCGAAAAGAGUAAAAACAACCUACAUUAAUUUUAAAACACGUUAGAAAAGGGUUUUAUUUUAACUCCUUUGAAGAAGAAAGUUUUAGAAGAAAACAGACACCCAGAAAAAUAAGAGACUUCUAUUUUUGUAACUCGUGAAAAAAAAAAAAGCAACUGUACAAGCUGUACAAUGACUAAUUUAUGCUUAAGACUUUUACACUUAUUUUAUUUCGGGUCGGAAGCUGAUUUUCGGUCACAUGCUUUCAGUUUGUUUCACCAUCUUAAAUGUGGAAUAUUUUAAGAUUUAAACAUUUUAAAAUAUUAUUAAUUACGUCGCUAAAAUAACAUAGUUCUCUCCUAAUCAUUAUAAAACACUCGUCUUUCUCUCUAUCGCGCUUUUUUCUGCAUUGAUGGUAUUUUAUCUUUAAAAAACCAAAGAAUUAAGAGGGGAAACAUCUGCUCGAGUGAGAUGAACAGAUUUUAUACUGGGAAUCACUUUUAAGAUUAAAGUUUAAACGAUAGCUUAAAGGAUUUUGAGAAACUGAAUUAAAUGCCAUCAUUGCAACUCAUGGGGAAUCCCAGACAAUCUGGCAACCGUAUAUUUCUGAUUUCUCAUUACUUACAGUGCUUACAUUACUGAAUGUGUUCAUGUUUCUGUGCAUGUGUCUGCUGUAUGUUGGGGGUUAAAAUGAGCCGGUAUUACAGUCCCAGUGUUUUAAACUCAUUAUUACACUGAAUUUAAACCUGUUCUUUAGUAAAGUUGAGAAACACGUAACUGAAUAUGAAUGUCAUCUCUAUAUUAGACUCUAUAAACAUGCUCAAAACAGAUUAUAAUGCAUUUAUUAAGGCAUAUAAGGCAUUAUAAAAAAAAGCUCUGGAAAAAGAUAAGCACUUCAGUUUCUGAAUCAGUUUCUCUGAUUUUGCUAUUUAUAGGUUUAUGUUUGAGUAAAAUGAACAUUGUUGUUUUAUUCUAUAAACUACAGACAACAUUUCUCCCAAAUUACAAAUAAAUAUAUUGUCAUUUAGAGCAUUUAUAAAGUUUUAUGAUUUCAGAAAUCAAUAUUUGUUAAAAUAAACCUGGUGGUUUUUAAUCACAGUUUUUUUUUCAUGCAUCUUGGCAUCAUGUUCUCCUCCACCAGUCUUACACACUGCUUUUGGAUAACUUUAUGCUGCUUUACUCCUGGUGCAAAAAUUCCAUCAUAUAUAUAUAUAUAUAUAUAUAUAUAUAUAUAUAUAUAUCCUUGUUUAUAAUAAGCCUUAUGAAUGCAUUAUAACAUGUUAUGAAUGUGUUUAUAGAGUCUAAUAAAUGUGACAUUCCUAGAAAGUGUUAUCGAAAGUUAUUUUUAUUUUUAAUUCUGUUUGCAGAACAGAAUUAAUAAAGUAGUAUUUAUUUUAUUUUAAUCUCAGUGAGUGAUUAAAAGGUUAUUGAAUGGCCUAAUUUAACUCGGUAAACGGCUGUUAGCAGUGGUGUAGCUCUGCAGCGUUAGAAUUAGAAAUGAGAACUGUGUAGAAUUGGGUCAUUUAGGUCCAGAAAAUAGAAUUUAUCCACUGGAUUUUGUGGAUUUUUAUUUCUAGACCCAAAUUACCCAAUAACUCUAAAAAGCGUACAUCACAUUUACCAGCUGUUUGUCUAAACACUCUCUUUAACUUCUUUAACGUCACACGUUGUUUUAUCUUACAUUUUAAAAUCCAUCCUACUGAAACGUAAUCAAGUCUGUCUUUUUAUUUAAUUCUAUUUAAUUUUAUACUAGUUUAUGUACUGAUUCAUGUUUCUAGAUUAACAUCACCUCAAUACGUUUUGUAUAAAACUUUAAAAUAUAUUAGAUUUUCAGAUCAUUUCUAGUUAGACGUCUGUAAUUUACUGUCUUUUACUACUUUUACUACUUCAGUAGUAAAUCUGAGCCACACCGCCGUGAGAUUUCCUUCUUUAAAACUGUAAAAACUCUUAAAAUCUUAAACUUUUACCUCAGAUCUUAUCUGUAACGUCUCUGUCUCACCAGCACAUUUAUAUCAUUUCACCAUUUUCACAUUUUUUCACUUUUCUCACCCAACUAAGCUGCAAGUCUCGAGCUAAGCUAAUGUAUUAAUUCUGUUUUAUUUUAUUUUUUGUUUUAUUUCUUUAAAAUUUAAAUAAUUUUAUAAGAUACUGAACCCAUGCCGAUCCUUUUGGAAUAUAUAUUUUAUUUGAUUAUAAUAAAAUUAGGAAUAUAAAACAUGUUUAAUUUCACUCCCCAUUGCUCUCCAUGUUCACAAACACACACACAUACACACACACACACACACACACAUAGACCAGUUUCUGCUAUUAGUGUAUUAUAAUCCAUUAAAAUUAAAUGCAUGCUUUAUUCAAUUCUGAAUUCAGAUCUGAAAGACAAUCAAAAGGAAAAAUCAAAGAUAAAAUGAUCAGUGAUGUAAAUGGAUACAUUAGCUUACCUUAAAAACGACAUAUAAAAAAAUGAACCUCAUCAUGUUUAAACAACAGCCAUUUUUCAAUCUUAUUUUAUUUACGUUUAUCUUAAUUUUACACAGAAUCCCAAGUUUUUUGGGGAUGGGGUUGUAAUUGGCAAACCCUAAUUAAAAAAAAAACAAGGCUUGUGCUUUUCACCAUGAAUAUAUAUAAAAUAGAAUAAAUCAGCUUUUGAUUCAAUUAAUUUCUUGAAUCACAGUCUCUAAUAUUAUGCUAACGCUAAGCUAACAGCAGAGCACCUAUUCAGACAGUUAAACAGGGAGAUUGAAGUUUUUGUUUUUGAGAUAUUCCAUGUUUUCUUAAAUUUUUUUAGAGUAAUCUAGUGGUUUAAAAUGUUGCCACUAUGAUCGGGUAAUCGCUGGUUUGCCAUCAGCUGCCGGAGACCUGAGAGAGCACACACAGUUGACCUUGCUCUCCCUGGGUGGGUACAGUACAGUAGAUGGUGCUCUUUUGCUCUUUCCCCUCAUCACUCCUCCUAGGGUGAUGUGGAUCAGCACAAGGCUGCGUCUGUGAGCUGUUGUAUAAGAAACCGAGUCGCUGUGCUUUCCUCCAAGCGUUAGCACUGUGAUGCUACUUGGCGAAAAGGGCUCGAGCAAAAACAGCAGCCGCAGGUAAUUCGCAUAGCGCUCUCGAGGACACCAUUUCCUUUUUUUUUGUGAUUUGUGAUCAUGAGAAGUAAAUUUACCCACACAAAAUGUUAAAACAUGCAGGUUAUUUUUUUUACCUGGUAUUUUUCAGCCCCUGACUUUUGACAUUGAUGUGACGCCAUAAACCAGCCGUUUAGCCCAAACCUCAUUCCCAGACAUCAUUUUUUUGCUUGAUUACAGUAGUUAUUUCUGUUGGUGACUGAUGGGUCAACUGGGUUCGGCUGGUUCCCGUUAGGAUCAGUGGUUUGUUUAGCAGACGGUGUUUCAGUGCAGAGAAGCAGCAGCAGAUUUCCCUCCAUUAUUAAUACGGUCAGCAUAUGGUAACGGCUCUUCACUCUCCUCAUUCCACAUUUCAGCCCAAGACUCGCCCACGGCAUCAAACUCAGAACUGUGUCACUCAGAGAACUUCUUCCAGAGAACUUCCAGAGAAGUUCCAGAGAAGUUCUGGUUUUCUCAUGAUAACAAUACAGACUAAACCAACCUGAACUGGGUCUUUUAAAAGCAGCCUGGCACAAAAACAAUGCUUAAAAACUAUUAAACAAGCAUCUCAGUACACAAGGGGUGAAAUAUAUCUGAAAUAUAACUCUCAGGAACCCCUUAGGAUCUCAACAAGAUUUCGGAAAAUUAGCCAUAGAACAUAUUUGAUUUAACAUUAAAUAUUUAUCUAUAUUUAUCCUUUAAAUAUGUGUUUGGAGAAAGUGGAAAUAAUUUAAGUAAUAAACUCAGUAGUAGCAGUAAAAGCUCACUUUUUACUUAAAAUUAAUCUUAAACUGUAUAAAUGAGAAUUGUAGCUCCCAGCUCCCCCUUAUGCCCAGUCCCUAAACCCAUACAUCACCCAGUGCCCCUGCAUUUUUAAAUUUGGGCUGAGGGUGGAGUCAGAUAAAAUCAGAGGGUUUAGUUUUACCCUUUAAGCUGAAUUAAAUCACAGUUAGCUGACGUUUCUCACUUUAAAUCUUCACAACAGUAGUGCAGUACAGGGUUAUUUUUUUUUGUUUGUUUUUUUUUUGCACGAUAAAGUGCUGCACACAUGCUUAAAGGGUGUUUUCAUACUUAAAUAUGAAAUAACACUUGAUUAAAUGAGUCCAAAAACCCAGAACAGAAUCUGAGCUUGUUUGGGGGAGGAGCUUAUUGUUUCUGAUUUGUUUUCACACAUAAGAACAGCAUAGUGGCGCCCCCUUUUGAUUUUUAGGGAUUUUUCAAGCUAGUUGCUGGAAACACCAGGCUGCUUUUGGGAAACUGGUCCUGGUUAUUGUCGGCUAUUUUUAACCCUUUCUUUUCCUUUUUUAAGGGCUGUUCUGAUCAUUCCUCCUGCACUCGUUCCUUUUUUUUGCUCAUUUCUAAGACGUUAUAAAUUAAAAUCAUGCAGUUUCCUGUAAGACCAUGUUGCAUCUUUCUGUGGGCGUCUCUCUGUAUCUGCUGAGAGUUUAAUAUUGCAUGCUAUGAAGAGGAGAGAUGUGGGGGAGGGACGGCUCUCUUUAACGCGUGUCUCUGUAUUAGACUAACUGCAUUCUGUUGGAUAACCCUUGAUAUUAAUGUUACAGAACAACUUAGCUCUAGUUUGACUUAAAAUGUGCUGUAUAAUUCCUUUUUUAAUACAUUUUCUACUCAUUAAUAAAAUAUUCUAAAUAUA